AUGGCAAAGUCAUUGGGGAGAGAUUCUGCUAAAAAGGAGUUUGCUGAAGAACUGUUAACCUACAGUGAUACCUUCAACAAGAUAGUGUUCACAUCAUUCAAAGGAGACACUGUCAAAGAAGCUGGCCCUGCUUUUGACCACCUAGAGAAUGCUCUCCAUAAAUUUAAUGAUGGGCCUUUCUUCCUUGGCCAUGAGCUCAGUUUGGUGGACAUAGCUUACAUCCCGUUUGUUGAAAAAUUCCAAGCCUUCCUUUCAGGAGUGUGGAAUUAUGACAUCACUGCAGGAAGGCCUAAACUUACUAAGUGGAUCGAGGAGGUGAACAAGAUUGAUGCUUAUAAGCCAACAAAGACGGAUCCCAAAGUGAUUGUUGAAUUAUUCAGUGCCCGCUUUUUGGCUAAGCACUGAACAUACCAGCACAGUUCCAUUGGACGUUAAUUAGUGAAAUAAGUGGCUGUCUUUUAUUUUUUAUUUUUCUUUUGUU
Quercus lobata is the source of this 481-nucleotide messenger RNA. Its product is annotated as glutathione S-transferase L3-like. The coding region runs from base 1 to 405 and encodes 134 amino acids. Gene Ontology annotation, molecular function: glutathione transferase activity. Gene Ontology annotation, biological process: protein glutathionylation. The record is from RefSeq and is a predicted model, not a curated record. NCBI's taxonomy places the organism in Eukaryota, Viridiplantae, Streptophyta, Magnoliopsida, Fagales, Fagaceae. The transcript is spliced from 6 exons.